Messenger RNA from Fusarium oxysporum Fo47, 1835 nucleotides. Its product is annotated as cyclin-like protein. The transcript is spliced from 2 exons. NCBI's taxonomy places the organism in Eukaryota, Fungi, Ascomycota, Sordariomycetes, Hypocreales, Nectriaceae. Gene Ontology annotation, cellular component: nucleus; cyclin/CDK positive transcription elongation factor complex. Bases 177 to 1508 code for a protein of 443 amino acids. The record is from RefSeq and is a predicted model, not a curated record. Gene Ontology annotation, biological process: regulation of transcription by RNA polymerase II; positive regulation of DNA-templated transcription, elongation. Gene Ontology annotation, molecular function: cyclin-dependent protein serine/threonine kinase activator activity.
CUUAGAUCAGGUUCCUUGCAGUGCCGGCUAACUUGGACUUCGCAUCACUUUCAACUUCGCAGCUACGUGCGUUGAUCAUUGGCACCACCACCUUUCAGACCGACGCAAUCCUCUCCUAGGAGCCAUUUCCUUAUCAGCGCUUCAAGUAUCGUUAUACCGAUUUAAGACCACCGGCCAUGGCGAGUAUCGAUCGCUACAGGCCUCCCAGGGAAGGGUAUCAGCCCCCGACCCUACCCGCAAACCCACGACCUGAACGCGAUUCGAGAUCACGAUCUCCCCGGCGUCGCGAUGCCGUUCCUCCAGCAGUUCCAACUCCUCCGCAGCACUCAACACGAACAUCUCCCCCCCGACCACAAGCCCGACAACCCCAAGAAUCACCGGCCCGAUCUGGUGCGCAAACUCCAGUAGCUAGUCUCAACCAAUGGAACUUUACGUCGGACGAAGUGCGAAGCACCCCUAGCAUAGUCGAGGGUCUUUCGCCGGCGGAAGAGAGGAUGCGCAGGGCCAAGGGCGUCAACUUCAUCUACCAGGCGGGCGUCAUGUUGGAUCUCCCUCAGAUUACGCUGUGGGUAGCUGGGGUAUUCUUCCAUCGCUUUUUCAUGCGCUGCCACAUGGUGCAAGAAAAGGGUGGAAUUCAUCAUUACAACAUCGCAGCAACAGCCCUCUUUCUAGCCAACAAGACCGAAGAGAACUGCCGCAAGACAAAGGACAUCAUUAUCGCCGUAGCCAAAGUUGCACAAAAGAACGCGAAGCUCAUUAUUGACGAGCAGAGCAAAGAGUACUGGAGAUGGCGAGACAGUAUUCUCACAUACGAAGAGGUCAUGCUAGAACAACUCACAUUUGAUCUGAUGGUCGACAACCCCUACCACCACUUAUUCAAGUUACUCGAUCAGCUUGGAAUAGUUCAUAACAAGAAUCUACGGCAAGCGGCCUGGGCUUUUUGCAACGAUGCUUGCCUCACGUCGAUCCCUCUGUUGAUAGGACCUCGAGACGUUGCCAUCAGCGCCAUCUUCUUUGCGAGCAUAUAUGCGAACCAACAAAUCGAGGACAUCAAUGGCGAGCCCUGGUGGAAGCUCCUCAAGGGUGACGAGGUCCUUUGUUCUCAGGCUAUCGAGGUGAUGCGCCAGUUUUACACGGAGAAUCCGCUUAGAAAGCAGAACCCGUCGCUGCCAUCACCAGCAUUCCAUCUCGAGAACACCAGAAAACGUGGUGAUACUCUGUUGAGCCAACCAGACACAUUGUCGUCAACGACCGGUACCCCCUUUGAAGUUGACCGGGCGAGUCGCAGCCCUGGUGUAAGCUCUAGAGUCAACGGCGCUGCUCAGGAUGGUGAAGGGCCAUACCCAGAGAGAGAUGAGGGUUCUCAGCCUCGGCAUGACGAGAACGGAAGACCCCCCAGGUCACCACUCAAGCGAAGAGAGCCUGACGAUGGCGAGGAACAGAGCGACAGAGCGGAGAAACGAGCUAAACUCUCAGAAGAUGAAGAGGGAGAACUAGUUGAAGAUUGAUACCAAGGUUGCGGUUCGUAUACAACACAACACAACAAUACAAUAUUUGUAGAGUACGGGACAAAGAGGCGUUAUAGGUUUCCUUGAGUUCGUGAGUGACACCCGCUCGCGUGAGAAGGUUGAUAGGUAUUUACGCAUGGCAAAGGCUGGAUCUGGUCGAGCAGGUAAGCGUUCGGGAGGAUGCUCCCAGGAUACGGCGUUUGGAUGUAGGUAGUAGACGUGCUCUGCUACUGUACUUAGUUUUAGCUCAUGAUCGAGGAUAUAUUUCGGAGGAAGUUGUUAGAUAGCGGCAGACGACGCCAAUUCAAGUACAGAAUUGAAAAGAAA